Molecule: messenger RNA, 5190 nt
Organism: Amyelois transitella
Lineage: Eukaryota; Metazoa; Arthropoda; Insecta; Lepidoptera; Pyralidae
Gene: Cyce
Product: G1/S-specific cyclin-E1
Exons: 9
Coding region: 434-1921 (495 amino acids)
Biological process (GO): G1/S transition of mitotic cell cycle; regulation of cyclin-dependent protein serine/threonine kinase activity
Cellular component (GO): cyclin E1-CDK2 complex; nucleus; cytoplasm
Molecular function (GO): cyclin-dependent protein serine/threonine kinase regulator activity
Source: RefSeq, a predicted model, not a curated record
GGAUUUCGCGCGCGAUUGUGACGGAUUCGUGGCAUUUUUUUCGACAGCUGAUUGAUUUUAAUCGACUAUUUUAUAUUACUCAAGUAAUAUUAAUGAACUUUAGUGAUUAUAAAAUACGUUUAAAGUUCCAAAAUAGUGUUAUCUCGUUGCUAAAAUCGUCUCUGAAAAUUUUCUCCCGCGUAAUCAGCAGGGGGCACGCUAUGAAUAUAACGUCUCAGUUGGGGUCAAAUACAGUUUAAAAUAUAUUUAUUCAUGGCUUAUUUCAUUCAAAUGUAUUCCACUAUGAAGUGAAUACCUCAAAUAUUCCGUUGAUAUUGCGAAUUUGGCUCAAAUAUGGUUGUCAAAUGACAUAACCCUAUUUUUACUUUGGGCAUGACAUGCGGUCUUUUUCAGGCAUUGGCAGUGAGCUGGCAGCCGUGUCCCUGCUUCUACAAUGGCUCUAAAUGGCUCUUCUAGUGAAGACACGGAGAGGCGUAUGAAUUUGAAAAGGAAAAGAAAUUCAACUGAUGAUGAGGUUGAGAAUAUGCCACCUGUGAAGAUACAAUCUACCAUGGAGGAGGAACUAAUAGAUCAACCCGCCCACAAUGUAGUGGUAGAGACAUCUUGCUCUAGUGAUGACGAGGGCUCUCAAUAUGGGGCCAUAGAGCAGCCACAGAGUGUAUUCACAGAGAUAGAUUAUAAUCCUGAUAGUUUCCUAAGCCCACCGAGUAUACCUGAAUUAGCAAAUUGUGUGCUGAGCCCCUUAGAAAAUGUGGCUAGGGGCGAGUCCACACCACAUUCUAAUAAAAGACCUAGCACCAUCAAACCAGAAGUAUCGCUGCCCAAACGGAAGUGCCCCCUCCCGGUGCUAUCCUGGGCGGACCCCCAGGAUGUGUGGAAUGGGAUGUGCGAGUGUGAUGCUCGCUCGAGUAGCAACAAGAACCCAAACAUGUUUGACAAACAUCCCAACCUUCAGAUAAGAAUGAGGGCUAUCCUACUGGACUGGCUCAAUGAGGUAUGCGAAGUGUACAAACUGCACAGAGAAACGUUUCACCUGACAGUGGACUACAUAGACCGGUACCUCACCAACACAGAAGACGUGCCGAAAGGCCGGCUACAACUUAUAGGUAUAACAUGCUUAUUCAUAGCAGCAAAAGUAGAAGAAGUUUACCCACCGAAAAUAGGCGAAUUUGCGUACGUCACCGACGGAGCUUGCACCACCGAAGAAAUACUACUAGAAGAGCUUCUUAUCCUCAAAAUAUUAUCGUGGAACAUCACGCCGAUAACCAUAAACAGUUGGUUGAACAUUUAUAUGCAGUUGGCUAGUGAAGGAAGAAGUGCUAAGCGACGGCUUUUAGGUGAAAGUGAUAUAGGAGCGAACGCUCUGAGAAGUUAUACAUUCGUGUUUCCCCAGUAUUCGUCGCUGGAGUUUGUGAUAUGUGGACAGUUGAUAGACUUAGCAGUGUUACAUGUGGACGUUAACCUGUUUCCGUACAGUGCGGUCGCGGCGGCCGCUAUGGCGCACUCGUUCAAUAAGGAGCUGGCGUUGAGGGUGUCAGGCUACAGCUGGGAGGCCCUGGAGCCGUGCUACGCGUGGCUGGCGCCGUUCGUGGCGGCCGUGCGCGCGGCGGGCGCCGUGAGCGUGGUGCGCGGCGCCGACGGCGAGUUCGUGCAGAAGGCGGCCGGCCUCGACCUCAUCUGCCCCGACGUCAACCUGGACGAGAGCCACCGGAUACAGUCGCACAACGUCUCGCUCGAUAUGUUUGAUAAAGUGUACCAGCAAAUGCUAGAGCAAUCCCAGGAGGCGGGCGCGCACGCGUUCCCGCCCACGCCGCCGCAGUCGGGCCACAAGAGCCCCGCCGCGCUCGCCGCCACCCCCUCCACCACGCCCGCCGCCACGCCCUCCACCAGGCACCCGGCGGACGAUCAACAUCUACAAUGAGCGGUAUACAGCAUGUUGUUACUUCUGAUAGUGUAUGUCACAUGCCAGGCGGAGGAACGGAGGUGUAUUUUAUUGUUAUGUUGUUGAUCAUACUGAUAGUAGUUUAUUACAGUAGGCGAUGUUGAACGUCUAAUCUCGGAUUGGUAGAAUGAUCAUAUUUUUUGUUAGUCAUCAUUCAAAUGUACAAAAUCUUUUAAAAAUUUAAACACCAAUAAAAAUAUCAAUAGUACUUUUCUUGUAUGUAUCUAUCAUUCAAGUUUAUGUAUAGAUCAAUGUGGAUCUAAAGCUCCUUUGGAUGACAACUCCAGGAUGCUCCAGUAUCAUCUAAAAAUAACAUGUACCUCAGAAAGUGAUGAGUUAUCCCACCAUAGAUUUUCAUCAUUUCAAUCGUUAACAGAUACAUGUUCUAAGGUAUUCUUUAAAAAACAUUUUUAAUCAUUGCAAUUGUAGUAUUACGGAUAAUUAAAACAUGUCCGACGUCGUAUUGAGAAAUGAUUUGAGAUAUUGUAAAAAAAAUCGAAUCACAAUCUAUAUUGCAAUCCGUCAUAUCAUAAUUCACCAUCAGUAUCAAACAAACCCUAUAAUCAAAAAUUUUGAAACUUUUGGAAGUUUUUAAAGACCUUAUUACGUAUUUUUUACGUAACAGAAAGUACGAAUUCUUAUUGUGAGAACAAGCUUCAAAAUUGACACAGAAAUAUAAAAUUUGUAAUUACAUAUUUAGUAAAAGUUCAGAAUAUAAUUAUCUCGCGUCCUCUCGACGUGCACUGCUGAAUGGUAAUUUGUGACAAAUUUUAUUUGUCUGUGUUUUUGAAUCCCUUUUAUUAUAUUCUUACUUAAACAUCGAUAAAGAAAAUAUUUUAUUGGCGUACGGUCUAAGCGCCAACGUACACUGAACCCCCUGAUUUGACAAAUAAAUGUUGCAUUUAAACUUAUGCUACUCAUCAAGGAAUUUAAAUUCUCCAUACUAAGAAGACGAGUGUACCAUAACAUUCAGAAUGAAAUAAAACGAUGGAAAUUUAAUAUUGUACUUGAAACAAUAGGAAUUAUGUUAUGAUGAUAAAUCUUACAUUCACCAAUACUUACCACUUCUAUAGUAUUAUCAUUAAUUAUUUCUAUUUCUACGAGUGUAAAAAUAAAUCGCAACAGCGCUGUUCACGUUUGUGCAGCACUCUUACAACAUUCAAAAUGACACGAAAUAAAAUGGACGGCUCGUUUAAAUUGAAAUUAAAUUGCUCAGUCUAGAAUGACUACGAAAUAUAAAAAAAUCUAACCAACCUAUUUGUUAUGACUUUUGUUUGGAUUUAUCGGCGAAUAAACCAUUAAUGAUACUAACAGCUUAGCAUGAAACUCACGUUAUAUUUAAUAGUUAUUCUAGAUUGUGAAACCUACCUUACUGUAGUCGUUUUAUGAUUUUUAAUAUGAUUUUACUGAAAAAACUUAACGAGACGCUUUUGAUGUCUCAGAUAGACAUGUCAUAUGAAAUCUUCGUUCCUACAUAGGUAUUUUAAGGUGAAAAUUAUACAUUACAUUUAAUUAAAUGCGAUCCUGUACCGGAUGUCGGCCUUUACAUAAUGUGAUGAACAUUCCAUGCUCGUUGUUAUUACAUUUAAGUAAAUUAACUAAACUGUACUUUUUUAUUUGAAUUAAACUUCGUCUCUUGCGUAAUAUCAAUGUUUAGAUAUUUUUUAUUGUUUUUUUACAGUCUUUAUAUAAGAAGAAUGCAUUUCAAUUUAAUCUGUCUCAAUCAAUAUUUUGUAUGGAAUUAAUUAAAUAUCAAUGUAAGAGCGCAAAAUGUAAUGUACGCUUAAGAAAUUAACGCAAAGUGGAAACCUUGCGCCGGUGUUUCUCAAUUUAUUGCAUCGUCUCAUUCAUUUGAAUCAAUUGAAAUCUGAUCGCCCUGAAAUCGAAUGUGAACUAUAUUUCGUACUCUCAUUAAUAAUUUAGUUAUUUUUCUUUAUUUAUAAGCUUAGUUCUUCGUUUUGUCUAAAUUAAUUUUGUAAAUAAAUGUGAUUGUAAAUCUGUAUUUAUUGCCUGAUAAAUGAACGAAUUGUUCAUGAGACUGAUUCGCGGACAAUGCUCCGUUACGCUAUGAAAAUUAUUAUAUGGUAUAUUUUAGCUGCACUUUUAUUUAAACUUAUUUUGAGAAGCAUAGUAACCAAAGAAUCUUGUCCUAAAUCCUGAAUAAAUAAUAUCGCAGGCAGCACAUCGCCGCGACGCUGGUCUAUAUAUAAAUACUCGUAUCUUACUUGAAAGUCUAUUAUUUUGAACUGUAUUUUUACUUUUCUGUGCCGAGCCUUGAACAAAAAUCGCUUAUGUUCUUCCAUGUCUUUUUUUUCUGAAACGAUCUUAAGCUCUUUGUUAAAAUUAAAAAAAUACCUAUGCAUCUAAAAAUUAUCAAUGCCCAAUGUUUUGAUUUCCUUGCGUUACAUGGGAUUUAUUUUAAUUAUAACAAAAUAAUCUACCAUUCAUUUUAUACCGUUACAAUUGAAUAAUAACUUUUAUUUACCAUCUUAGUAAUUUUGUGAAAUUACAACCUUAUAGUAUCAGUGAUUUAAGCAUACUUACUAUGCAUUUAUGAAUUCCCGAUCAAACUUUAAAAUUUGUGAUUUUUUUAAAUUUUAUAUCAUUUUUAUUUUAAAUACCUAAAUGACUUUUAAAAGGAACAUUAAGUUAAAAACCUAGUAUCGAUUCAAAGAUUUUUUGUAUCAUUAAAAAAAAUUAAAUGAUUUUGUACGAGACACUAGUUUUGUAGCUAAUGUAAUAGUCACGUAUAAUUUAGUGACUGACCAAAAAUUAUAAAUUGAAAUAUUUAAUACUAGUAUCUCUGCGAAAUUUCUAUUUUAAUAAAGUGUGAUUGUACUUUGUAGAACAAGUGGUCGAUAAGAUUAAAUCCGAGUAUUGUUUUCGUUUGAAAGAUUGUAGAUUAAGCUAGCAUCGGAAAACAUUACGCUUAUGGUGAAAACUCGCCUUACUUAAGACUUUAAUUGCUGUUAAAUAUAAUUUAAUAAUUUUUCAUAACAGAAUAAAAUAUAGGUCAUUAUUAAGUAGGAUAUUUUUUAUAUAAAAUGUAUUGAGAACUAAUAUAAAACUUAAUUUAGUCUUUUUUUUUGUCAAAUUAUAUUCCAUAUGGUUUUUGAGUGAUCUCGAGUACAGUACAUAGGAAUCAAUGUGAUGUUUGGUUCUGUUUGAUGUCGUCACUUGUGCAAUAUAAAAUGCAUUGAACACUUAUUGUACCUAAUACAUGUUGAGCAGGCUGUAUUGAAUAAAUG